GCCACUCUGUUAGGAACAAGGAACAUCAGUAGCUUCGCUGGUGCUAUUAACACUAAUGGCACAUUAGCGCAAAGACAGGGCUGCAUACGGCGAGUUGCGUCUUGCUUGGCAGUUAACGUUCGUUGGCGUGGGAAACGGCGGUUCUAGUGCUAAACCGCUACCGAAAAGACUAUAAAAGCUGCGCCGACAAAAUAAAAGCGCCCAGUCAGGUUCUAAAUCAUAACCUUUUGUUUUGACUAUCGGUCCAGCUCCGUAUGGGACAGCUUCUGGGUACGGACCCGGACCGCGGUCCGCCUGGCCUCUGCUCUAAGGCUUUACUCCCGAGCAUGUGUUACUGCAUUACCGAAACUGAAUGUUUGGUGUACACAUUUUUUUUCUUCAAUAAAGUUGAUUGUAAUAAAAGUUUUUAUCCGUGUUUAGUUGCAUUGUCUUAGCAAGUUCACUUCUUUUUCCGUCCAUGUAAUUUUCAAUGUGGUGACGUAAUCCAUCUAACAAGUUCGAAUCGCGUGGCUGCCUUGGCCGCGUUCUAAGACUGAUGACGCCAGUGUACACGUAAUUUAGAACGCGAGCGCUCACUACCCAUUUCGAGUAUUCCACGGGUUAGUUACGGAUCGCGCUUCUCUUCUGGUGAAAUCAUGUCUGUCAGUGAACCUUCCCGCGCUCAGAUGGCAUCGGAAGUGCCUGAGAUUCUGGUAGAUCCCAAGACAUUAAGGUCCUACGGCAGGGAUGAGCUUUUGGGACAGGGCGCUUGUGGCAAAUGCUAUAAGAUGACCGAUCUUGAAACUGGCGACACCUAUGCUGUUAAGGUCAUCCGGCUAUAUUCCUGGGGAGUGGAGGAGGUCUGUGAAGAAGUACAGAUUUUAAAAACACUGCGGCACAAGAAUGUGGUGGGGUUCUCCCACUCUUUCGAAGAUGACAAAUUCAUGUAUAUUUUCAUGGAGUUGUGCAGUGGGCAGACACUCGGUGACAUUUUAAAAGCUCGGGGGACUUUGACUGAGCCCGAAGUGCGAUACUACAUUAACCAGCUGAUUUCAGGGUUAACAUACAUCCACCGGCAAGGUUACGUCCACAGGGACAUCAAGUUGGAAAAUUUAUUUAUCAAUGACCAAAUGGAACUGAAAAUUGGGGAUUUCGGACUGGCGGUCAAGCUGAAGCCGAGGGAGAAAGAAGUGUGUGGUACUCCCGUCUACAUGGCUCCAGAAGUGUGGAAACGAGAGGGCCAUGGAACGGAAGCGGACGUCUGGGCACUGGGCUGUGUCAUAAUCUCUCUAUUGAAGCUGGGAAACUGAUGGGCAAGAUAUUUAGAAUCGACCCACGGGAUCGCCCGUCACUAUCGAAUGUCCGUCGCCACAAGUUCUUCACAAAGGGCUUCACUCCAAAGGCACUGCCAGCUAGUAGCUGCAAUACACCACCACAGCAUAAAGCAGUCAACCCAUUCAAAAAGAUUUUCAACCGUUUCAUGCGCCUGAUACGAAAAAAGCGAUCCAGAGUUGAGCCUUUACGGGAGGAUGCCGAGCAGAGUGGACUUGAGAUCCCCCAGCCUGUGGAGUCACUCCGUGUUCUAGAGGAUGUCAACAGACCAAUGAACAAAUUGACCUGGUCCAGUUGGUCAAAGUGGUUGAGGGACCUGUAGGCAGGCUGUACUCAGCAAGUGCAGUGACGCCCCACACCUGAGUGCCUCCCCCAGCUCCCUGUCCACUCCUGUUUCAAUAAAGUUCUUUUGUGUUUCAAGCAUUCAGGCAUGGAUUCAGUUUUUUUCUUGUAUGAUUAU
Messenger RNA from Brienomyrus brachyistius, 1771 nucleotides. RefSeq names its product serine/threonine-protein kinase PLK3-like. The transcript has 10 exons. Gene Ontology annotation, molecular function: ATP binding; protein serine/threonine kinase activity. Gene Ontology annotation, biological process: regulation of cytokinesis; protein phosphorylation; mitotic cell cycle. The coding region runs from base 636 to 1289 and encodes 217 amino acids. Gene Ontology annotation, cellular component: cytoplasm; spindle pole; centrosome. Lineage: Eukaryota; Metazoa; Chordata; Actinopteri; Osteoglossiformes; Mormyridae. The record is from RefSeq and is a predicted model, not a curated record.